UGUUUAAAACCCUGGUGGUGCGUCCUGAUCGUCAAAUAUUCCUCAACUGUCUUGUCGCUUGCCGUUUCAUCAACUCAUCACGAUGGCUUCACUGAAACUUCUGUUCGUGCUUCUGCUGCAGCUGGUCUUUGUGCUGGCUCUCCCAGCCGACAAUAACCACGUGGAAAUAGUGAACCCUCUGGACAACUCCAAGCUGUCGACGACCCCGGCUCUGCUGGUGCACAUGGGGGCUGACGGCGCUGCCCCGGGCGCCUUCGCCGAGGGCGCGGCUGCCCUGGGCGGGUGCACCAACGCCCUCUGCGCGCAGAUCUGCCGCGCCCUGGGCUGGGGCGGCGGCUACUGCCUCAGCUCCACCGACUGUCUCUGCUACCGGUAGAGAGUUCAGCUGGGAGAUAAUUUUGAACCACACGCCUUUAUAGACGGCUGUUAGUAGCGUGUCAUAAAUAUAAUAGUGACCAUUUUGCAAUGUAUUUUGGCGUAUAUCACUGCAAAGGCGUGUGGAUGAGAAGUACCUUCUCGGAUUCUUUCGUAUUCGGAUUUUUCUUCUUUGGUAAAUAAAUGUAUUGGUUAAAAGAAAA
Molecule: messenger RNA, 578 nt
Organism: Plutella xylostella (diamondback moth)
Lineage: Eukaryota; Metazoa; Arthropoda; Insecta; Lepidoptera; Plutellidae
Source: RefSeq, a predicted model, not a curated record